Impatiens glandulifera is the source of this 846-nucleotide messenger RNA. Its product is annotated as reticulon-like protein B9. The coding region runs from base 46 to 714 and encodes 222 amino acids. The record is from RefSeq and is a predicted model, not a curated record. The transcript is spliced from 5 exons. Lineage: Eukaryota; Viridiplantae; Streptophyta; Magnoliopsida; Ericales; Balsaminaceae.
ACUCUUUGACAAAAGCAAAAUAUAUACAAUUCUAUCGACUUAAUCAUGCCGAUCUAUUUGUCUUCAUCUGAUUAUAAUAGCGAUGGAAGGCCACGUGGAAAACCCUUUGGUCGUCAAAAGUCCGUUCAUCAAAUUCUUGGAGGAGGAAGUGUUGCAAAUUUGCUGUUAUGGAGAAACACUAAGUUAUCUAACAGUGUUCUAAUCGGAGUAAUUAUUAUAUGGUUUCUCUUUGAAAUUAUUGAGUAUAAUCUCGUGACAUUUUUAUGUCACGUUAUCAUCACUAAGAUGAUUAUUAUUUUCUUUUGGUGCAUGGGAGCUGAUAUUUUUAGAUGGCCUCCCCCUGAAAUUCCUAAAAUCGUUCUACAAGAAUCCACCGCCCAACAAUUGGCCUCACUCAUUCACAAAAAGUUUAAACUCUUUUUAUCAAUCUUCUUCAAUGUGGCAUGCGGAAACAACGCCAAAAUCUUCGUUUUGGCUAUUGUUACACUAUGGAUAUUGUCGGUAAUUGGAAAUUCCAUAAGCACAUUAAACCUUCUCUUCUUGGGUUAUCUCGGUCUGCAAACUUUACCAUACUUGUACGAGCAAUACGAAGAAGAAGUUGAUGAAAUUCUCAACAAAAUGAGUUAUGGCAUGAGGAAAUCAUUCAAGAGAUUUGAUUCAAAUGUUCUUGACAGAAUCCCAAGAGGACCUGUUAAAGAAAAGAGAGUCAAAUAAAUAGAAAACAUGUUAAAUUGUAUAAGCUUAUAAUGAGAAAUGUAAAAGUAUAAUCACAAAUUGAAACUGCAAAUUACCCAUUGUUAUACUUAUAAUUAGAAUGUGUUGAAUAAACCAAUGCUCUUAAUUGUU